AUGAGCCGCAGAAAAUUGAAUAUUAUCAACUAUGAUAGGGAUUUUAUAAAUAAUGAAGAUCCGAAUGAUGUUCUGCGAUUUUUUAUUUUCGUUGAGGAGAACCAUUUAAGAAUUCGCGACGAGAAUUGGAAAAUGAAUGCGCAGAAAAAUUUGGAUUUAUGGGAUGAGUAUUUGCGAGAAAUUGGGUUACCUGAUGGAGCUACACGAGCUGCAGCAGUCGACUAUGUACUGGACCAUGUGAUUUCCAAAAUUUAUUCCAAUAAUGAGAAAGCAAAAAGUUGGUGGUCUGAGAAGCAUGAGAAAGAGAUGGCUGAAUUAUUGGAGACACUUCAGGACUCAUUGAACCCGCUGAAUAAAAUUGAUUACAAUUCGCCAGAAUUUAUGGAAAAAGCGAAAUCGAUUUGCAGUGUUCUUGGAAUUAAUACCGACUAUUCGAAUUCGAUGGUUCUUAUGAAUGCGGCUUGCACUUAUAUAUUGGAGAAUUUGAACGAAAAGGUUCUAAAUAGUGAGAAGGAACAGAGUUCUGAGCUUCAAUAUUCGGUUAACCAGGAUUCACUGAUUGGAAUGGAGCCACCGAAGCAAGCUGCGGUUCGAUUAGCCGCGGUCAUUCUCAAAUUGACGAGUAUCGAGCAGCUGAGGAAAGCUCAAACGUUAAUCAAUGAAGCUCUAGCGGAAAUUCAGAGACAUACCAUUGAUACAACGAAGAAACCAAAUAAUUCGCAAGUGCAAUACGGAAGAAUGGCUACCGCUGAAACUCGCCGUCGUCCGAAUAUUCUUAUCACAGGAUCGCCGGGAACUGGCAAGAGUACGUUGUCGCAACAAGUCGCUGAGAAAUUGGGAUUUGAUUAUAUUGAAAUCGGAAAAGUUGUCCGUGAAAACCAGUUGUUUGAUUCGUUUGACGAGCAGUAUGAUUGCUAUGUGCUUGAUGAGGAUAAGCUUCUGGACCACAUCCAGGAUCGAAUGGAUAGUGAUGACGGGGGAGUUGUUGUCGACUAUCAUGGUUGCGAUUUCUUUCCGGAAAGGUGGUUCGAUAUUGUAAUUGUUCUGCGCUGCCCGAAUAACAUUCUCUAUGACCGGCUUGCCGCUAGAGGAUACGCGGAUUUCAAGAUUAAAGAAAACAUUGAGUGCGAAAUUUUCGGUUCGCUUGCUGAAGAAGCUCGCGACUCGUAUGACAACGAGAUUGUUCAUGAAAUGCAAUCGCAGACUCCUGAACAAAUGGAUGAGAACCUGAAUAGAAUUUGCGAAAUGGCUGAAGCCCUCAGGAAAUAA
This is a messenger RNA of Caenorhabditis bovis, 1269 nucleotides long. The record is from the annotation of a GenBank genome assembly. Lineage: Eukaryota; Metazoa; Nematoda; Chromadorea; Rhabditida; Rhabditidae.